Messenger RNA from Paramecium sonneborni, 4304 nucleotides. NCBI's taxonomy places the organism in Eukaryota, Ciliophora, Oligohymenophorea, Peniculida, Parameciidae. The record is from the annotation of a GenBank genome assembly.
AUGGAUAAUCAGAAUAUUUUAAUAAUAGAUGAUGUUACAUAUAAAAUAUAAUAAUUUAUUGGUGAAGGAUCAGAAGGAAUAGUUUAAAAGGGAGAAAAUAUUUAAAACAAAGAAAUUGUAAGUAUUAAACAAUACAAAAAAUUUAAUUAAAAUGAAUACAAUGCAAUUUAAACAAUUAAAAAAGGAAAUUGCAGCCAUAUAAUUGAAAUAAAAGCUAUACAAUAAAAAUUUAAUUAACCUCUAAUAAUCAUAAUGGAGUAUGCUCAUGGAGAUUUCAAUAAAUUUAUAGAAACAGAUGAUUAUAAAUGCUUAGAUUACGAUUAAAAAAAUAAAUAUUUUCUUUAAGUAAUUUUAAAACAUGAUUUUUUUUAGAUGGUCCAAGGAGUUAGUUAACUUCAUGAAUUGGGAUUUUUUCACAGAGAUUUAAAACCAGAAAAUUUUGUAUAUAUUAAUAAACCAAACAAUGAAAAAAUUGUUAAAUUGAUUGAUUUUGGUUUAGUUAAAGAAACCUCAAAUAAGUUGAUGUCAACUAGUUGUAUUGGAUCAACAUGUUAUAUUGCACCAGAGGUAUUAGCAAAUACCAAUACUUUUUAUGACAAAUCAGUUGAUAUUUGGUCUUUGGGAGUCAUUUGGUAUGAAAUGUUAACACAAGAAACAUUUUUUUAAGGUAACAUUAAUUUAUAAUUUUAGGUAAUGAUUAAAAGAAAGUUUAUAAAAAUAUUUUAUCAAUCACUUAAGAAGAGAUUGAAUCCGUAAUUUAAAAUAAUAAAAAGAUAAAACAAGAAGAAAAAGAUUUGAUUUCAAAGAUGCUCAAAAAAAAAUCAAUUCAAAGAAUUCAAUUAAAAGAUAUAUUGACAGCUUAUAACCAAAGAAUUUAAAAUCACUAAUCAUUUUAAUUAAAUAAUAAAUUUAUGCAAAAUUAAUUCUCAUAAAAACCAUUCUUAUUUUCUACUGUAAAACCAUAACCUUUAAAUAAGAUGUAAUUUAUUGAUUAACCAAUAUAACCUUAAUAAUUUUUAAAAUAAUAAAAUUAGUUUUUAUAAUAAUCAAAAUUUUAGAAUUAAAAAGAAGAAUAAGAAACAAUUAAAUAAUAAUAGGAGUUAUUAAAACUGAAAUAAAAAUAAGAAAAGGAAGAAUAAGAAAAAAGAUAAAAAUAAGAAAAGGAGGAAUAAGAGAGAAACAGAUAAUAAUAGUUAUUAGAACUAAAAUAAAAAUAAGAAAAGGAAGAAUAAGAAAAAAAAAGAUAAGAGGAAACAUAAAAGAUUUAAUUAGAGUUAAAAAAGAAUAUGGAAGAAGAAUAUAGAAUAAAAAUUUAAUAAUUUGAAUAUAAGAAAUUACUAGAAAUGUAAUAAAUGAAAAGAUAAAUUGAAAACUAGAAAGCAAAAGAACUUGAUGAUGAAUUAAAAAAGAUUUACUAAUAAUAGAAAUUAGAAUUUGAAGAUUAAAUAAAAUAAAAAUAAUAAGAAUUAAUUGCACAACAAUAAAAGGCUCAAUAAUAAGAAUAAGAUACAAAAUAGUUAGCUGAAAUGUAAAUCUAGUAAUCAAUAUAGUUUUACAAUCAACUGAAUUAAUUUAAAAAAUAGAUAGAAUAAAAUUAAUAAUAAUAUAUUGAAUAAUAUAAAUAAAGGGAGCAAUAGUAAAGAGAGUAAGAAAUUAAAAUAUAAUUAGAAACUUUUGAAGAAGACCUUAAAAAAUAAUUAGAAAUAGAAAUUUAAAAUAAGUAUUUGCUAGAAUAUUCAAAAAAAGUAGAUUAAUUGGAACAAAACUAAGUUUAAGUAAAUUUAAAAUAAUUAGAAGAAAAAAAAUAAUCAUUGUUAAUUCUAUUUUAAUCGUAAUACAAUGCUAUUUCAAUUUUUAUAUCAAAUCUAAACUAAAAAUUAUAGAUAAUAAAAAAUAUUGAAACUUAAGAUUAAAUGAAAACUGAGUUGAUUACUAUCAUAAAUAAUUAAAUCUAAAAAUAAAAUUAAACACUCAAAGAAAAUGAAGAUAGAAAAUAGAAUAUAUAAAAUGCUUUUUAAUAAGAGUAACUUAGAGGAUAGGAUAAUUAUAUAACUUAGGAAAUUUAAUAAAAUAUAUAAGAAUAAAAUAAGUUUAUUAAUUAGAUUGAAGAUAAAUAAAUGUUACUUUUAAAGUAAGUAAAUGAUAGAUAAAAGAUUGAAUAUUAAAAAAUGAAACAUGAAAAAGAAAUGGACCAAUUAAAUAAUGAAAAACAAAAAUUUGAAAAAUAAUUUACUAAUUUAAAAUAACAAUUUACUCCAUUUUCAGACAAUAUUCAAAAAUUUUAAUAAAAAAUAAAGUUUUAUGACGAAAUUUAAUAAUAAAAAUAUGGAUAAGAGAAAUUGAUGGAAGUUAUAAAGCAUUACUAAAAACUGAUUUCAGAUUUUUUAAUUCUGGAAGAAUAAGAGAAAAUGAUGCAUUCACUUGAGCGAUCUUGCUAAAUUUUCAAUUAUUAAUCCUUUAAUAGCAAGAUUGAGGAACUUUAAUUAGCUUAAAAAAGACUUAAAAUAUCUAUUGAUGAAUCAAAUACAUCUCUUGAAUAAAUUGAUAGUAAAUUUGUUGAUGAACAUCAUAGAUAAAUAUAGGAAUUAGCUGAUAAUUUAAAAGAUUUAUAGGAUAAAUUUAAAUAUCUAUAUAAGAAUUAAAAAUAUAAAUAAAAAAUAGAUUAAAUUAUUAUUCAAAUAGGAGAUUGUUUUGGCAAAUUAAAUUCUAUGGAAUUACUUUUAACUUAAGAACUAUUUGAAAAUUAUCAAUAAUUCAAUUAAAUAUAAGAUUCAAUCAAUCAAAAUUUAAAAGAAUUUGAAAAAUAAUAUGAUUAAUUGCAUGAAUAAAUUCAUCACGAUUAAUAAAUUGAAUUAAUAAAUGCUGAAAGAAUAUAAAAAUUAAAAAAUAUAGAUGCAUAAUUAAGUGAAUUUUUAAAUAAAAUGAAUCAAUUAAAAAUUAAGAUAAAUGAUUUUAUUAAUUAUCAAUAUUGCAAUAAUGAACAAACUAAGAACUUAGUACUGGGUAAAUAAAGAAAGAUAGAUUAAAAUAUGAAUUAAAUUUAAGAAUAAUUCAAACUAUUUAAAGAAUUUAAUUAAUUUAAUUCCUAUCAAACUAUUAAUGAUUAAAUAAUCUAUUUAGAAUAAUUUGAAGAAAAUUUAAAUAAUUUACUAAUUAAUGAAGAAGAAUAACUUAUCCAAUUAAAGUUAAUAGUUUAAAGAAUAGGAGUUGAAAACAAAAAUGAAUAAGAAAAAGAAAUUUUAAUAUUGAAGAAUUAAUUUUAAUAAAAAUAAAUGCAAUUUUCAAAAGAAAUUUAAUUAAUCAAAAUUGAAGCAGAUAAGAUUCAAUAUAUAAAAUAAAUAAAUCUAAAUAGAGAAAAUUUGUAAAAGGAACUUGAUGACGAAAUUUAAAUAUUAGAGAAAUAUUAGGAAUUUAAUUAAGAUAAUUAAAAGCUAUUUAAAGAAAAAUUAAAUUAAUUUUAAAAUAAAUAAGGGUAAAUGCCAUUAUAAUAAAAGAUUGUGGAUUUACUGGGAAAAUAAAAAUAAUAUAAUUCUUAAAAAGCCUAAAAAUUAGAGGAAAUAUUGAGAAAUGUAUACAGUAUAAAAGGCUAAUUGUAAUUUGAAAAUCUUGAUAAUAAACUUAUUGAUACAUAUGAAUAAUUCAAAAUAUUUGAAGAACAAUUAUAAGUUAAAAUAAAUGAAUUAGAAUAAAAUUAACAGAAUAAUCCAACAUCGUUUUAACAAAUAAUAAGUGAAAUUAAAAAUUUAAUUUUGCAAAUAAAUUAAAGGUUGGAAAAAAUUCCCAAGCCCGAUGAAAUUUAAAUAUUCAAAAAAGUAUUUUUAAUUAAUUCAUAAUCUUAUGAAAAAUUAUAUUCUUUAGUUAACUAUAUAAGGUAGUAUCAUUUAACAAGAUAUUAUGAAAGAUUUAAAAAUGACGCAGAAAAAUAAAAUAAGAAAAAAAAAAACUAACAGGAAAAUAAUUAUAUUUAGGUCUUUUAAAUUAAACAAAAUGAACAAAUGGAAGAAAAUACUUAGAAGGAGAAGGCAGCUUAAGAUUUGCUAAAGACAUUCGAAAAUAUUCUACUUCAUAAUUACCAGAAACUGAUGAUUCAUGAAAUUAAAAGGGAUUAUGAGUAAAUUAAAAAACAAAUAGAAUUUUAAGAAAAUUUAAUUAAAUAAAAAAAUUUAGUAAGACUAAGAGCUUUUAUAAAAGACAAGUAAAUUAUAAAAGAGAUUAUUAUCGAGAAAUAAUAUUUUAAAAUAAUAGAGUUUUCAUAGAUGUUAAUUUUUGAAAUUAUUUCAAAUUAUUCUAAAGAAUAAUAUUGA